Halteromyces radiatus is the source of this 1815-nucleotide messenger RNA. RefSeq lists its product as uncharacterized. Gene Ontology annotation, cellular component: cytosol; peroxisomal membrane. The record is from RefSeq and is a predicted model, not a curated record. Gene Ontology annotation, biological process: protein import into peroxisome matrix, docking. Lineage: Eukaryota; Fungi; Mucoromycota; Mucoromycetes; Mucorales; Cunninghamellaceae. Gene Ontology annotation, molecular function: protein binding. The coding region runs from base 42 to 1718 and encodes 558 amino acids. The transcript has 5 exons.
CUUUUCUCUACCUUUUAUGUUUUUACUGUUGUCAAUCCCUCAUGGAAACCUCUCAAUGUCGAAUUAAUCCCAUCAAUUCUCUUCUUCAGCAUGUUCACUCUGAUAAAUUUAGUCAAAAGCAACAAUGGAGUUAUCGACCUGACGAAAACACGAUGUCUUUUAGAUCCAAACGUACAGACAACACGAAACAUGAUGGUUCUUUUUCAUUAUCGAUAAAAGAAUUUGUACAAUACAACCAUCCUGAUUACUCCAAUAUUUGGACUUUGCCUUGCUUAGAAUUUUUUGAAACUGGCAGAUAUUCUCCUUCCUGUAGUUCCUCAAGUUGUUCUUCUCGUGCGUCGCGGAUACCAUCAAAUGAACUGGACGAUCAAGGACAACACUUAUGGCUUCAAGAUUUCAAUUCUUUCUCUAUUUCUUCGACAUCGUCAUUUCGGCAACAGUACCACAGCCACAAUCGCUCUUUGUCUCCUUUGAACCAAACAUAUGCAUUCACACAACUUACUUCACUAACGUCAACACAGCCUUCAUUGAUAGGAAGCAGCAAUUUUCAAUCAUCAACAACAAGGGAUGAAACUGAAAGCUGGGAUAGAGUAUUCGACUGUUACGAAAAUAGAAAUGACAACGUGGUCAUACUUGACAAUGAUACAAAUAUAGAUACUGUUGGGGAAAUACGAAAAAUAAAAACAGAGGAGAAUGACGGUUCAACAACAAUCAUAUCAAAUCAGUUGAACAUUAUGGGAAAAAGCAGUAGCAGCACCAUGAUACCCUCAACUCUUACACCAAACAAUGACGAUAUACCACCAGUGGAUGCUAUAUAUUGGUACGAACUCGGAAUAAGUCUGCAAGAUAUGGAACAAGAUAAAGACGCCAUUGAUGCAUUUCAACAAGCUUUGGCUUUGGAUCCAUCUAUGGUUGAUGCUUGGCUGGGAUUAGCGAUUAGUUACACGAAUGAACAUCAACGGGGAAAGGCAUACGACUGUUUAGAAAAGUGGUUAGAAAAUAAUGGCAAGUAUAUGAUGUAUUCCAAAUCAAGUAAUAAGAACAAUAUCAUGAAGGACAGAUAUACAUCGCUAGUGGAUCAGUAUUUGGCAGUGGCAAGAAGUGCUCCGGGUAACUUGGGAACAACACAUGUAAGAACCAACUUGGAAACAAAUGAUGAAUCAACACCAAUGGAUGAAGAUGUUCAAGUGAUCUUGGGUAUAUUAUUCUAUCUGGCAGAUGAUAUGGAAAAAGCUAGGGAUUGUUUUCAAGCAGCACUGAUAUGUCGACCACACGACUAUCGACUUUGGAAUCAAUUAGGAUCGAUUAUGAUGGCACAAUCAAAUGGUGAGGAUGACGCUUUGGAUAUGUAUUAUAGCGCCUUGGAUUUGAAUCCUUCCUAUGUUCGAGCUCGUUACAAUUUGUCAAUUGCAUAUAUGAAGAGAGCCCAAUACGAUCUUGCAGCGCAACAUUUGGUGACGGCUCUUUACCAGCAACAGGAACAACAACAACAUCAACGACAGGGACGACACUCAACAUCUCAUGUAGAAACAACCUUGGAAAACAAGAUGCCUUCUCCUUUAUGGUCAAGUUUACGGUUGGUCAUGUAUAUGUUGAAUCUGGAUCAUUUGGCGGAUGCUUGUAAUCGAUACGAUUUGGCUCCAUUUGAAUCCUUUUUGGAAACACAAACAUCAAGUCAUAUGCAAAUAGAUAAACAAUGUUGUGAUAUUCUUAGCUAGUUUUUAUUUAUAUAGAUGUAGACAAACAAUAAAAACUAUGCUUAUUGUUUAUAUGAUUAGACGAUCUCUUUUUUUUUUUUUGAAACAAUCAAACUAC